AAAUAUUAGUCGUCUGCUAUACUGCCCCGUCAGCUUUAUAAAUCGUCUGCUAUAUUUUGUUGAUAAACAAUUUAUCUGGUUACGCUCGAUAGUUUUUUUCUUAGUCGAGCAUAACGUGUACCCGGUAUGGUAUAUAUAAGGCAAAACCCGUGCAGAAACUCACUCUUUACACGUCUGCAGUACAGAUUGACUGGUUUAAAACAUUUAUCUGCUAUCUACAUUGUCAAAUUAUGCCACGUGGCCGCGGAUGCGUACGUCCACAAAGACUGUCGCGGAACAACACCGCCAGGCAGCCCGAGCCAGCAAGGAGCGCAACAAGGAGCCAACAACCUUCAAACAGAGGGAGGAAACGAACGGCAGAGGUCCCGUUGGAAGAUUUUGUUGACGAGAGGGUGUCGCAAACGAACGCUGGUGAGUCAAACGUAGUAGAUUUUGAGCAGAUAAUAAGGGCUUCGAAUAUUAUUCCAAAAAAUUUGACCGAUAACGUUGGUUCUGCUGCAAAUAAUGUUUCUACGGGGUGUGGCAAUAUGUUACAAUCUGUGGGUUUAGAUAGUUCUACUGCGAAUCAUUCCAACGAUAUUUUAAAUGUUUUGCCUGGAAUACGUUUAGCCGAUGAUGAUUUGGCGGCGCACGUGCCAACAUCUCUUAAACAAAAAAUUUGUAGAGGUGAAUAUGUAAAUUUGAUGUUAUUAUUGAAAGGGGCAGUCGAGCUUUCAGAAUUUUGUAAAGGGACGGUGUUUAAGUUAGAUAGUGAAGGUCACAUAGAAUCCGCUCAAAAAGAAUGUAAAGAGCAGAUCAAUUGCAUUGAGAAAUGGACAAACGCAUUUAUUAUAUAUGCGUCCAUUUAUUUAUCAUCACACGCUGACAAAAUCUAUGAAAUUUUGCAUUAUAUGUUUAAUAUCAGAGAUUGUGCCUCGCGCCAGGGUGGUCUUUCAUGGAGGACUUACGACGAGCAAUUUCGUCUAAGACAGGCCAUUGCUCCUCAAUCAUGGUCGAAAAUAAACAAUGAGUUAUGGUGGCGCUGUGUACAAGUUAGACCAGUUUUACGUGACCAAUCGCAAGGGGCAGGACUUGAAAAAAUUCAGAGAAUUAGCUCCGGAAGCAGAUCAGCUACCUCACCCAGUUCCAGAAUUCCUUUGGAGCGUCUUCGAUUUAGAGCUCGAACAUUGUUACAAAGUGGAUUAGCGCCAAAUACUUGA
Molecule: messenger RNA, 1199 nt
Organism: Ruditapes philippinarum (Manila clam)
Lineage: Eukaryota; Metazoa; Mollusca; Bivalvia; Venerida; Veneridae
Exons: 2
Coding region: 231-1199 (322 amino acids)
Source: RefSeq, a predicted model, not a curated record